CACGGUCAACCCGCCAGCACAUGAUCGGCUUCUCUCUCUUUACCGUCGAGGGCUAAAUCCGUAAAAUUCCACGCUCGUACACUUCACGUUCUUUCACUUCCUCUCCUUCAAAUAUUCAAAGAGCCACAAACAGAAAGAGAGAAAGAAAGCGCGAGAAAAUAUCAAUAUUUUCCCGGAAAAAAAAAAUCUUGGCAACCAAACAGUCCAUUCAAUUCCUGUAGAGAGAGAAAUUGAGAUGGGGAGCUUCCAUGCGAAGUACUCCUCUGCGUCCGUACUGCUUUGUUUCUGCAUUUCGUCGAUCAUCACCGUCGUGGUGAUCUGCGGCCACCAUUUCGAUUCUCCGGUGAUAAUAUCCGACUCCAAACAAGAUCGGUACAGUCCUGUAUGGAUUCCGGUGGUUCAGCUCCGAAGCAAGCUCAAGGGAGCGUAUCAUCGCCUCGCCAUCUCGGAUGAUCCAUCCAGUACUAUUCAACGAUUUCACAGCAACGACUUCGUAAAUCAGACGUCACUAAGACACAAAAUCCCCAAACGGAAAGCGAGCGGAGCGCAAAAGCUGGAGCAGGGACUCGCCCGAGCGCGAGCUUCAAUUCGCAGAGCAGCUUCGAGUCCGAACAGUUCGUCAACACCAAACGACGACGUACUAUUUCCCGGUGGAUCAGUCGUGUAUCGUAAUCCCGGCGCGUUUUAUCAGAGCUACACUGAAAUGGAGAAAAAAUUCAAAGUGUACGUGUACUCGGAGGGGGACCCACCGAUGACCCACGACGGCCCAUGCAAGGACAUAUAUUCCAUCGAAGGGCGGUUCAUACACGAAAUGGAGAAUGGGGCAGCGGGCAGGAGGUUCAAGACCGAGAACCCGCAGAGGGCGCAUGUUUACUUCAUGCCCUUUAGCGUGACUUGGAUGGUGAAAUACCUAUACAAGCCCUUAACCUACGACCUCACCCCUCUGAGGAACUUUGUGUCCGAUUAUGUAAGGAUGGUUUCAGUGAGGCACCCCUUUUGGAAUAGGACUCUUGGGGCGGACCACUUCAUGCUCGCCUGUCAUGAUUGGGCACCCCGUGCGUCAGAAGGAAACCCACUUCUCUUCAACACAUCAAUCCGAGUCCUCUGCAACGCCAACACCUCCGAAGGCUUCAACCCUCAAAAGGACGUUUCCCUCCCUGAAAUCCACCUCUACGGCGGCACAGUCUCCUCCAAGCUCAUCUCACCGCCACCGCCCAACACCCUGCGUCCCUACCUUGCCUUCUUCGCCGGCGGCCUGCACGGCCCGAUAAGGCCCAUCCUCCUGGCUCACUGGAAAAACCGCGACAAAGACCUUCAAAUUCAUGAAUACCUCCCCAAAGGCCUAGACUACGACUCUAUGGUGCUCAAGUCCAAGUUUUGCCUGUGCCCUAGCGGGUAUGAAGUGGCCAGCCCUAGAAUUGUUGAGGCCAUUUAUGCCGAGUGCGUGCCGGUGAUUCUAUCGGAGCACUAUGCGCUUCCGUUUAGCGACGUGCUGAGGUGGGAGGCGUUUUCGGUUAAGGUUGAGGUUUCGGAGAUUUCGCGGCUGAAGGAGGUGCUGAUGGGUGUUCCGGAGGAGAAGUAUAGGAGGCUGGUGGAGAAUUUGAGGGUUGUGAGGAAACAUUUUGAGUUGAACCAACCGGCUAAGAGGUUUGAUGUAUUUCAUAUGAUACUGCACUCCAUUUGGCUUAGGAGAAUUAACCUUAGAAUUGCCUAGAUAAUUAUCUUCUUUUGUUUGUAGUUAAUUUAUACAUACAGAAAUGAGUGCAACUUUUAAUCAGUAUUACUAGCUA
Molecule: messenger RNA, 1790 nt
Organism: Malus domestica (apple)
Lineage: Eukaryota; Viridiplantae; Streptophyta; Magnoliopsida; Rosales; Rosaceae
Product: probable glycosyltransferase At5g25310
Molecular function (GO): glycosyltransferase activity
Source: RefSeq, a predicted model, not a curated record